CUCCCCAAGCCCUGCCGGAGGACGGCAUGGCAUCUCCCGGGGCCCCGGAGCAGCAGCCCGAGUUACCCGAGCGCAACAGUGGCUACUGCGAGGUCCAGUACUGGGACCGGCGCUACCGAGGCGCGGCCGACGCUGCCCCCUACGAGUGGUUCGGGGACUUCUCCUCCUUCCGCGCCCUGCUAGAGCCGGAGCUGCGGCCCGAGGACCGUAUCCUCGUGCUAGGUUGCGGGAACAGCGCCCUGAGCUACGAGCUAUUCCUUGGAGGCUUCCCUGAUGUGACCAGCAUCGACUACUCAUCAGUUGUGGUAGCCGCCAUGCAAGCCCGCUAUGCCCAUGUGCCCAGUCUGCGCUGGGAGACCAUGGACGUGCGAGCACUGGGCUUCUCCAGCGCCUCCUUCGAUGUGGUACUUGAGAAGGGCACACUGGAUGCCCUGCUGGCUGGAGAACAGGAUCCCUGGACUAUCUCCUCUGAAGGUGUCCAAACUGUGGACCAGGUGCUGAGUGAGGUGAGCCGGGUGCUGGUCCCUGGGGGCCGGUUCCUCUCCAUGACUUCUGCUGCCCCCCACUUUCGGGUCAGACACUAUGCCCAAGCCCGUUACGGCUGGUCCCUGAGGCAUGCAACCUAUGGCAGUGGUUUCCAUUUCCAUCUCUACCUCAUGCACAAAGGCGGCGAGCUCAGCGCAGCCCAGCUGGCCCUGGGGGCCCAGCUCCUGUCACCCCCCAGGCCUCCUGCCUCACCCUGCUUCCUUCAGGACUCGGAUCCCGAGGACUUCCUCAGCACCAUCCAGCUGUGAGGCCAGAAGCAAGGUCCUCCCAGCCUCUGGCCUUUCCACUCUGGCUUUCUCAAGCAGUUAAGAUUCCUGACUCCAGCUGGAGGUGGUAUCUGAGUUGUUCACCCCUGAGCUGCCUCAUGUCUAAGAACAAGCUCAUGUGUCCCAGUACAGCUCAGGUUCAGUUCGAUUCCUCAAAGCUGUCCUGGGUUCUCCAUCUGCCUCCUCCAGCAUACUGAACCACCCAUGACUCCAUCUCCUUCAAUAAAGUUCAGCAUAACCUCUCUGUACACCAGCCAGCUUCAGAGACCCCCAUCCAGCCUGCAUUUAUCCACCUGAGGCUGCAGACUUGGAAUCCAGAUUGCUUUAUGCUUCUGACCCUGCCUCCAGCUUCAACCUCAGGGACCUGUCCAGCAUGGUGGGUAACCCAAGCCGGCCAGCAACAUGCACUGGAAAUUCCCACAUAGCUGUUCUCCUCCCAUUCUGGCCUGGAUCCACGGCCAACAGAAGCAGCGGGCAACACACACAAGGAGGUCUGUGUUUAUUCACACACUCCUGGUACAGUGAAGACAGAGGGACAUUUACAAAGGAUACCCCUGGAUUGAGAACAUCGCCAGGGCCACAGGUGUCAUCCGAAGGUGCAGAGCAGUCUCCUGGCUUCUCAGGGACAGGACGCAGGGAUCCAAGGUAAAAUCAGAUCUGGGCCCUUAAGGAGGUUGAUACCUUGGUGAGAGGGGUCUGCCCCACAGCCUCCUGGGGUCCAGCCUGGAUAGACUGGCCAUGGGAUUGGUUACCAUGUUGGGGCUUGGCCCAGCCCAGCCUCAACACCCGUCCUAUCUGCCAGGCGCAGAAGAGCUUGGUGGAGACUAGGUUGGGGGUGGGGUAAGGGGUUGAGGAGGGGCACGAACCAUGAGUGGAGCCAGUAAACAAAGAGUCGGAUAUAAAAAUACAAAUGUGCUGAGGAAGUCCCUUAGAAAGAGGCUGAGGCUGGGGACACGCCAGACAGGGGUGGGGCAGGGGUGAGGAGCGGCCCUGAGGGCUGGACUCAGGUGAGUGGGAAGCUCAUGCAAAUACGCAG
Ochotona curzoniae (black-lipped pika) is the source of this 1848-nucleotide messenger RNA. RefSeq names its product EEF1A lysine methyltransferase 4 (gene EEF1AKMT4). The record is from RefSeq and is a predicted model, not a curated record. Gene Ontology annotation, molecular function: S-adenosylmethionine-dependent methyltransferase activity. Bases 27 to 794 code for a protein of 255 amino acids. The transcript has 3 exons. Lineage: Eukaryota; Metazoa; Chordata; Mammalia; Lagomorpha; Ochotonidae.